ACCUCCCCCAAAAUCAUCACUUACGGGACAUCGGGGAAUUUGUACUUAAAACCAGGCUUUACGAUUUAGUCAACAACUAUUUGUACCUAUUAACAUAUAACAUACCAUCUAGGAUCUACUGUACAACACAUUGUCCUGCGCAAACCACAGUUUGACCUUCGCGGAAGAGACUGCUUUCAAAUAUAGCUGUCCCACAACAACCUCUUCAAGGGUCUUCGGCAGGACAGUCAGGUGGCACCACUGGCUGAGCCAUGCCUCUGUUCUUCAGGAAGAGGAAGCCGAGUGAGGAUGCCAAGAAGCGGCUGGAGUAUCAGCUGUGUCUGUCCAAAGAGGCAGGGGCUGAUGACGUCCUCGAUUUGUCUUCCUGUGAGCUGACUGAGAUUCCCUCCAGUGCCUUUUCCAUAAGUAAAGUGCUCCAGAAGAAGGCCUUCAUCCUCAGUGAUAAUGAACUGAAGUCACUUGUACCGAAAGGAUGCUCAGUCAGUCACCUCAUCACGGUGAAGCUCCUAGAUCUCCACAACAAUAAGUUGACCUCUCUCCCUGAUGACAUCGGACAGUUGACAUCACUGCAGGUGCUGAACGUGGAGAGGAAUCAUUUAAAAGGACUGCCAAGAUCUAUAGGAGAUCUGAGAAGUUUGAAAACACUUAAUCUCAAAGGGAACUGUCUGAAUGAGCUGCCUGCCUUUGUGGGACAGCUGAAGAGCCUGAAGACUCUGGAUUUGAGUGAGAAUAACAUCAGGGAACUACCAAAGGAAUUGGCCAACGCACGGUGUCUGGAGAAACUGGUGCUGGACACAGCACAGAUGACUUAUCCUCACUCGUCUGUGUGUGCUGCCGGCACAGAGGCUAUUCAGCGCUUCCUGUGUGCUGAGCUGGGUGUGGAGUACUGUUUACCAUCCGAGUACCAGCCCCCUCCAGAGGCCAAGGCAGAGGAGAACAUCAGCAUGGAUGAGCUGGACCUGACCUGGCAGAGCAAUUACCUGGAGUAUGAGAAGAGAAAGGAUCAGAAGCACCAUGAGAAGCUGAUGUUUGAGCAGGAGCUGGAGGUGAAGCAGAGGCAGCAUGCCCAUCUGGUCUGCCUCAACAACUCCCACAAGGAGGGCAUACUACUGUCCGUCAAAGAGGAGCAGGAGCGUCUGGAGCGGGGGCUGACUAUGCAGCAGGCGGCCCUGGAUGUGGCGAGGCAGCGCACCCUGCAGAAGGUGCGGGAGGCCGAGGACAACAUCAGCAGCCGCAUCAGCAGCCUCCUGCUCGACAACUCACGACAACUGAAGACUGCAGAGGUACUCCAGGCUCUGGAAGAGGACAGGAUACGUGUGGAGCAUCUUACAGCAGUGACCCAAGAGGAAGCUAACUCACUGAGAGAGAAAGAGGUGGCAUUGGCCAUGAAGAAGAUGCUGUCUGAGGGUUUCUCCAUGCGUCUGCUGCAGGAGGCUAAUGAGGGCAGGAGGCAAAGUCUUGUGACCGCAACCUAUCAAAGUAUGGAGAAUCAGGACAGGAAGCUGGAACAGGUGUUGUCCCUUCAGCAGCUGGAUCAUUCCAAAGCUGUGGCCGAGAUCCUACAGGAGGAGGAAAUGCAGAAGGCCGCGUUUGAAGCCUUGCAGCUUCAGAAAGACUGUGUGCAUGGCUACAUCCGAAAUCAGAUUAAGCUAAUAGAAGCAGAGUUAAUGCAGCUGACAAAACUGGAGGUUAAGAGGAGAGAUCUGGACGCUGAGAACCUGCAGUUUGUGAUGGCGGAUCAGCGGACGGCGCUGUCAGACAUGCUGCAGGUGCUGCUGAAGCAGAAAGACCAAAGGGAGAAGGAGCUGAAGCAGGUUCUGGUGGAACUGGAACAGAAGAGUGAGGCCAAUUUCACUAAUUACUGGAUGAUCCAGUAUCAGAGACUACUGGACUCCAAGCCUCUUGCUAUAGCCAUGGAGGAGGCCGGUGUUGACCGUGAGUUGGUGAGCCUGCUGUCCAAGCUGUCGGCAGAGCACUACCUGCCCAUCCUGGCACACCACCGGGUCACGGCCGACACACUCAAACACAUGACUGCCAGUGACCUCAGCAAGAUCGGUAUCAAUGAGGUAGGCAUACAGAAGGCUCUGCUUAACUGGGCAAAGACGCAGGUGUCCAUGCCAACCAAAGUUGCGCUCCCAGCUGAGCCUGAAGAGGAGCAGCAGGAGGAGGAGGAGGAGGAGGAGGAGGUGGCUGGUCCGUCCCAGCCCACUGCCCCAUCUCCGGACUACACCCCUCCCAGGACCCCCUCCGCCCCCAGCCCCAUAGACAGCCCCGCCAGCUCCGAGUGUGUGGUCUGCAUGGAGCAAGGGUCCCAGGUGAUCUUCCUGCCGUGUGGUCACGUGUGCUGCUGCCAUCGGUGCAGUGACGCCCUGCAGACGUGCCCGCUGUGCCGUGCCGACAUCGAGCAGCGCGUACGCCUCUACCACGGCUGAGGAGCACCUCUCCCACUCCACACCACUGCCCUGACUUACUCCCUUCUCCACCCCCCAUCUCCAUCCCUUCCCAUCUGCAGUACCUACCCAUCACGUCCAAUUGCAGCAACCACUAAUGCAUUUCUGAGGCACUGCCUGCCAGUCGUCCGCCCACCCGCCCGGCUGUCUGUCUGUCUGCAUGCACUCUCCCUCAUCUAUAUUAGACUGCACUUUCUGCACGUACUGUAAAAUACAGUACGGCAUCAACAUCACGAUUUUCACAAACCCACUGUCGUCUUCAUCACCCUCGUCUUCCUCACUCUCUUUGCCAAGGUCUUAAUCAUAUGCCGAAAACUGUAACGCCUGUUCAAUCAAACCAAGGGAUGCCGACAGGGGGGCUCUGUGAAAGAUUUUUAGUGACUUUAGAAUUCGCAGGUUAAUAGUGUGGUCAGACAGCAGGUUCAAGAGAAGAUUUAUUUAAGGAAAUCUUGGUAAUGGUCUUGAGUGAAAGAUGAGUGAAUGAGCAUAUGUAUCAACCAAGGGUGAUUAUGAUGAAAGAAAAAAACACAACACAUCAAAGGGAAGUGUACUGUGUGUUUUUUUUAGUUUUCAUGCAGUUCAGACACUUUUAUCCAAUGCCUGCCAUCAGUUGGUGUGGCUACUCUUUAUUAUUUUCAAGUAUAAAGCUGCGGUCUGAAUGUAAAAUGUGAAAGUAUCUUGACGUAACACUUUUUGUUUGUCUGUCUUGCAAUUUUAUGUAUGACAUUUCAUGAUAUUAUCUUAACUGUUGUAAUUCUUGUUUUGAUUCAGUUAUUAUUAUACAUAUGAAUACCAAUGCGUUUAUGUGAUCCAAUAUCUACACCUCUGUCGGUAAGCACUCUAAACUGGACUUCAGAGCAAGAUGGCAUGAAUCUGUUUUCAGAGGUGACAAAAGUACAAGUAAACUCAUAGUGUAAGUACAACACCAGUAGAUGAUGUUUUCUUUUUACUUUUGACACCUCUGUCUGUUUUACACUGAUGCGUGCCUUUUUCUAGUUAAUCAGCAUUUCACAUCGGGCCAAGCCGGAGUGGCCCUCCAUUGUAAAGCUUAUUGUUUCUAUGGCGCUUGGCUUGUGCAAUGGGCAGUUCAACUAUAAAGAUAAAGACCAUACUGGAAAAGAGUUCUGCUUAGUACCGCAUUAAAAAAAAGAAAGAGGUUAACACUGCUUGGAUGUUGCUUUGCAAUACCACUUAUUUUCAUAAUGCAUAUGUCAUUUUUGGGUUAAAACCAAAACAUCAUUAAAAGUUUUGUAAUUUUGUGUUGUCCAUAUCCCAUCUUUAACCAAAUGACCCUUCCCCAUUCGUUACUGCGUGAGAUGUUUUGUUACAACGUAUGCCUGUGCUUUAAGCCAUUCAUUCAUAUAAUAUGCUUUGUUCAAAGACAUUUCACAUGUAAUUUUUAUCGUCUUGUAUACACAAUCUCCUGUGACAGUCUCUACAAGUGCUCUUAUUAUUGAUACUAACUGUGCAUGCUUUUCCAUCGCAUUUCUGUACAUACAGUAUAUAUCUUGGAUGCUGGUGACCAUUGAGUGCUAUGAAGACAAAUAAAUUAUUUGAUUCUGAAUUCACCACCACUUCACAUGGAGGUUGCAUAGAGUGUGUUGCUUUGAAAAACAGUAGAUGCAAAUAUUCACUACCAAUAGACAGUGCCUGACACACAGCUUGUGGAACUAACACUUAAGACAUUUUCCACCAAACUUUUUCCAAUCACACCGGGUCACAUUAUAUUAUAUAUCUUCACACAGUUAUUGGUUAUGUAUCCAUCUAUCAUUUUAACUAUCACACUUCAAUAUGCCAUCCUUUCUAACCUGCCAUCCCCAUCAAAUUCCAACCUAAACACAUGCAUACUGAACAUCAUGUGGCUGUUAAGUGUGUUGCUUUAAUAUCUGCAUAUGUAUGUAUGUUAAUGUGAACAUUUGCCGCCCGUGGCUAUCAGCAUAUACGGUCAUGUACAGCAUAUCCCUUCACUAGUACAUUAUUAGUGUAGUGUGUGAGUCUAUGCAAAUAAAUACAUUGAGCUGAAAGU
This is a messenger RNA of Engraulis encrasicolus (European anchovy), 4476 nucleotides long. It is a transcript of the gene lrsam1, whose product is annotated as leucine rich repeat and sterile alpha motif containing 1. The transcript has 25 exons. NCBI's taxonomy places the organism in Eukaryota, Metazoa, Chordata, Actinopteri, Clupeiformes, Engraulidae. The coding region runs from base 252 to 2432 and encodes 726 amino acids. Gene Ontology annotation, molecular function: protein binding. The record is from RefSeq and is a predicted model, not a curated record.